AUGUUGCAAGGGCUGAAAAUCUCAAGGCCUGUUAUCCAAGGGUCAUCCUUCCAACGGCAUGUUCGAUAUUUUUCAGUGAAGGAGCUUUCAUGGUGCACGCCUGCCGGAGCACCGACCAAACCGAAACUUCCUCCUCCCAAGAAACCACCACAAGAAUCAUCAUCACCAAUUUCCUCGAAAGAGAGUAAGAAACAGGAGCCCAUUGAUCAAUUUGGAAUCGUUGCGGCCAUUUCUGCGUGCAAGAAUCGAGUGAUUGGAAUCAAUGGAAAGAUUCCUUGGUCGGCGCCAGAAGAUAGACGAAUAUUCAAGUCGCUGACACAAGAUUCUAUACUGAUCAUUGGACGCAAAACCUUGGAAGAGCAUCCGAAACUUGAACACGUUGACCAUGCCAAACACUGCAUUGUGAUUUCCAAAAGUAUGAGUGAUUUGGAUAGUUAUGAGAUAGAAGAUGGGUCUCCCAACGAUGUGCAGCUCAGUCUAGCAAAGUCCCUUGAUGAAGCACUGCAUCAGGCGCGAGAAUUGAAUGACGCAUGUGAAAAAUAUCCUGACGAUGCAAAUGAGACUAGCAAUCAAGAUAUAUCAUGCUGGGUUGCUGGCGGCGAACGAUUGUAUGGAGAGGCAUUACGCCACAGGUCGCUGAAAGAGCUACGCUUGUCUUGGGUUCAUAUGGAUAUUACACCCCCAUCGCCAGAAGCUGCGAUUCCCUUUGCUCGAUUCCCAGCCAAGUACUACUGGGACAACAAAUUCAAGGAAAUAUCCAAGACUUUUCAUCCAGGUACCAACAACACACCAGCGUUUGAGCACUGCGUCUACAAACCCAAAUGA
This is a messenger RNA of Cylindrotheca closterium, 825 nucleotides long. NCBI's taxonomy places the organism in Eukaryota, Bacillariophyta, Bacillariophyceae, Bacillariales, Bacillariaceae. The record is from the annotation of a GenBank genome assembly.